AGGAGUCAGCCAUUAUGAAGGAACAGAACAAGAAGCUAACUGAAGAGCUCAAGGCCGUCCAACAAGAGAGAGAGCAGGCCAAGAUCAGCUUGGAGAAUUGCAGGGUUUCACUCCUAACCAUGAAGCAUACAUUGGAGGAGGCUGAGCUAAGGCUGCAGAAUAGGGAAGAUGAUAUUCAUAAGAAAAACUUGCAGUUAAAGUACUCAGAGGAAUUGAAAGAAGAGUACUUCAACAUCAUAGAGUGUCUCAGGCAGAAGAACCAGGAGCUGGGAGAGCAGCUGGGGGACAGACGGGACACAGCCUCACUCACCAUUGUGAAUGACCUGAUGGAGAAAAAGGAGGAAACACUCUCUCUGUCCUUCGCAGAGGAGCUGCAGCUGCUGGCCUUCUCGCCUGAAGUGAAGCCCAGCAUGGCAGACUCUGCAGACCUCAGACAUGUAUGACCU
Notothenia coriiceps (black rockcod) is the source of this 446-nucleotide messenger RNA. Its product is annotated as CAP-Gly domain-containing linker protein 1-like. The record is from RefSeq and is a predicted model, not a curated record. The transcript has 6 exons. Bases 15 to 443 code for a protein of 142 amino acids. Lineage: Eukaryota; Metazoa; Chordata; Actinopteri; Perciformes; Nototheniidae.